AUGGGUCUGAAGGUAGAGGCAGAUAUCAAAAUAGAGGAAGAGGAAAAGGAGGACAGAUCAAAGAAGGGGCAAAAAGGAGAAGAAGCAAAUAUGGCACAGGAGGAAGGAAAUGGGUCUGAUUCAGACCAAGUACUACUGAUGGCGACAACAUGCAGUGAAGAGGAUAACAUGUCUUGGUACUUGGAUACAGGGUGCUCUAAUCAUAUGACUAGAAACAGGAAUUGGUUGAUUGACCUUAAUCCAUGUAUGAGAAACAAUGUUAAAUUUGCAGAUAAUAGCUCCAUUGUGGCAGAAGGAAUUGGAAAGGUGAUGAUCACAAGGAAGGAUGGCAAGGUGGCCUACAUGAAUGAUGUUCUAUACAUUCCAAGCAUGAAGAAUAAUUUACUCAGCCUUGGACAACUUUUAGAGAAGGGCUACACCAUGAACAUGCAGCAAAAAUUGAUUGAGAUUUAUGACUCACAGUAG
Messenger RNA from Vigna unguiculata (cowpea), 465 nucleotides. NCBI's taxonomy places the organism in Eukaryota, Viridiplantae, Streptophyta, Magnoliopsida, Fabales, Fabaceae. The record is from RefSeq and is a predicted model, not a curated record.